UGAUCACUGUAAUAAGGGAGGAAAAGAUGGAGAACAAAUAACGGAAUUGAGCAUAAAAAUCCAAGUCUGUUAGCUUAUCGACAUUAACCGUGUCGCUGUCACCUCAGUGCUUCCUUAGAAAUAGGCCUAGAUCACAUUCGUUGUGUAAGGACCAUCCGUCAUGUCGUUUUGCGGCUGGUUUAGCGGAGAACAAUACAGAGAUCACUUCGAGACAGGAGUUUAUGCAUGUAAGAAGUGUGGAUAUGAGCUUUUUCAUAGCUCACAGAAGUAUGAGCACUCAUCCCCUUGGCCAGCAUUUACCAAGCUUAUCAACCCGGACUCCGUAAGCAGGACACCUGAGUCAAAAUCAGCCAUGAAGAUCCACUGCGGGAAAUGUGGAAAUGGUUUGGGCCACGAGUUCUUGGGUGAUGGACCAAAGAAGGGCACAAAUCGAUACUGAAUAUUCAGUGACUCAUUGGAGUUUGUAGCCAAUGAGAAUCGUAAAGUGCCCACAGCUGACAGCUGAUCCAAACCCAAGUCCAGGUACUAGAUAUUCCAGCCAGCCAGAAACACUCAGAUCUAUAUCCUGUCUAAAUUUACCUACAAAAGACCAGCAAUGCUACAAAAAAUGGUUUGUUACUUUAGCGUCAGGUAAAAAACAGUAAUAAAAGUAAUAAAGUGAAGUCUGAAUUUCUGACAUGAGUUUGAAAGGGACAUCUAACAGAACAGACAAGAUUUGGAUUUGUGCUUCCAAAAUUCUGUAUUUAACCUUAGUUUUACGGUUAGAUUGCCAUAGAAAUCUACCCACAACAUUUGCUGGACAUGUAAAGUUUGAAAAUAAAUACUAUUGACUAGUCUAUGUUAGCUGUGUUUCUGGCUGUGCUGGAAUUGAUGGCCUGAGGAGAUCGGUGGUGAUGACGCAGACGCCUCUGAGACUGGUGCUGACAGGAUGAAGCUGUCAGGAACAAGCCUGUGAAGGAAAACCUGACAGUGGAGAGACGUCUAGUCAGUGUUCAUUGGUGCUCAAUGACAUUACGGCAGAUCUUAGAUUCUAAAACAUCAUUCCCAUGGUAGCUGUGCCCAAGUGCCCCUAACUGGGCCCCAAGUCUGAAGAAGAGUUGAUGCAGAUUAUAGGGUUUCAGGGAAAGCGAUCCUAUUUACUGAAGAGAAUACCCAAUAUCAUCAUCACAUAUAUAUAAACUGUAAAUUAUAGUUUCAUCGUAAUUGUUCGGGAAAUUAAGAGAAAAUUUGUGAUAUUUAUCCUAAGCAGGACCAGGUCUGUAUCCUACAUUACCUUAACAUGUUAUUGCAGCUAGUAAUUACCGGGUAUAUGAGAUGGUAACCAGUCUUUCAUUACUACAGGUGCUUUCAGCUACUGUUGUGUGGAUGUAAUAUGUUAAUAACCAGCAUUUACCCUGUUAUGUUACAUCUGUGAUAAAAACUUUCGAUGACUGUACAGGUAACUUUUAAUGACUGUACCUGUAACUUCUGAUGACUAGUCUACACCUGUAACUUUUGAUGAGUGUAUCUGUGACUUAUGAUGACUAUACCAGUCCUGUAACUUUUGAAGACUGUACCUGUAACUUUGUAUAACUUACCUGUAACUUUUGAAGACUGUACCUGUAACUUUGUAUAAAUUACCUGUAACUUUUGAUGACUGUACCUGUACCUUUUGAUGACUAGUCUACACCUGUAACUUUUGAUAACUGUACCUGUAACUUUUGAUGACUACCUGUAACUUUUGAUGACUGUACCUGUAACUUUUUAUAACUACCUGUAACAUUUGAUGACUGGACCUGUAACUUUUUAUAACUACCUGUAACAUUUGAUGACUGUACCUGUAACUUUUGAUGACUGGACUUAUAACUUUGAUGAUUGUGUAACUGUAUAGUUUAAGUAAGUUAUACAUACAUGUACAUUUGAAUGUUACUGAAAUUAUCAAUUUCUUUUUAUAGAACUCUUAAGAGUUCACUUAUUGUUUUGGAGUCCUUCAAUAAAGAUGUGGCCCACUGUGCAAAAGGGCCUUAAAUUCAUACAAAAAAAAUGUUUUGACAGUAUUUAUGACAAAAGUCUGAAAAUCUUUGACCUUUGAGGAGAUAUGUGUAUACAUGUAUAUACAUAUCGUUUCGUGAGUGCAUAUUGUUGUAGCCCUAUAGACAGCCCCAACCCCUGACAUACCUUGUUUUAUUCAUACAUUUAAAUGCUUUCCAGGUUUAAAUGUAAUCAAGUUGAAAUAUUUCCUGUGUGUGUGAUAUUAUAGGCAUGUUAAUGGAAGUGAGUGUAUGCUGGCAUCAUGAAAUUGUUGACAGCACAUAAUUGUUGUGUUCAUGGUAUUAUCAUAUUGUUGAAGUGUUGAGAGCAUAGCUAUAUUUGUCUUGCCAACUGUUUUCUAAUGAAACUACGAAAUUUAGUUAUUGUGCAGCAUUAUACUUAUCUGUCCAUAUACCGGGAGUAAUUAUGUAAUCUUAGUAUAGGAGGUCACUGUAGCCAAAGGUUUGUAACUAUAAACAAAUUUUGUAGCAUUACAAAUUUUAGUACAUAUACUUGUACACCUAUUCUUCCUGUGGUUGGUAUUAUCUGUCUAGUCCACUAGCUGUACCAGUUGUUUAUAUAAAGUGGGCAGUCACAUAAUUCCACAGAGAAACUUCUCAGGAUGCAAUUUUUUGCUUGGGUUUUCUGUCAGGAGCAUGCAGACAGCUCAUCCAGUCUGUUGGUUUUGCUUUGUUUUGACCUUUUUUAUGCAAUUUUUAUCUGUGAUGUAUGUAACCACACCUUCUCUAUAAAUGAUUCUGGAUAAUAUGUUUUAUUAUGGAAAUCCCCGUGGUGGUACAGCCAUAGGUGCGGGGGAUGGGAAAUCCCCGGGGUGGUACAGCCAUAGGUGCGGGGGAUGG
Messenger RNA from Mizuhopecten yessoensis (Yesso scallop), 2870 nucleotides. Its product is annotated as methionine-R-sulfoxide reductase B1-A-like. The transcript is spliced from 5 exons. NCBI's taxonomy places the organism in Eukaryota, Metazoa, Mollusca, Bivalvia, Pectinida, Pectinidae. The record is from RefSeq and is a predicted model, not a curated record. Gene Ontology annotation, molecular function: peptide-methionine (R)-S-oxide reductase activity.